Molecule: messenger RNA, 1987 nt
Organism: Homalodisca vitripennis (glassy-winged sharpshooter)
Lineage: Eukaryota; Metazoa; Arthropoda; Insecta; Hemiptera; Cicadellidae
Product: zinc finger protein 596-like
Exons: 2
Coding region: 709-1668 (319 amino acids)
Biological process (GO): regulation of transcription by RNA polymerase II
Cellular component (GO): nucleus
Molecular function (GO): DNA-binding transcription activator activity, RNA polymerase II-specific; RNA polymerase II cis-regulatory region sequence-specific DNA binding
Source: RefSeq, a predicted model, not a curated record
UGAAGAAGAAAAAAAAGAUGUUUAGGCUGUUUCAGUUUCAGUGACAGGUGCGGUAAAUAAUGGAAAAUAGAAUGAUAGAGAUAGAAUCACAUCCAAGACUGACGUAUCGAAUAAAAAUGAACAUAACUACAAAUCAACAAAUGUGUAAAAUUGAAUCAAUUUACACGUUCUAGGCGACUUAUUCAAUGUCAUAGCUGUUGGAAGCAGUUAUAACUGAGGACACAAUUAAUUUAUUUAUCAUGUGUGCAUCAUGCAAAUCAAAAUGUUACAAGUGUUUAAUUUUUCAUUAAACAUAAGUGAUGUACAUCAGAUUUUCCUAAUGCAAUUUGCUUCCACGAUAGACUUUUCUGUGAUCAGAAUAUUGGCUCAUUUAUUUGCUAUUAGAUAAUACUUGGUAUUUGCAUUAAAUAUCUAUUAGUGAAUGGUGUUUGUUUAUAACUCAUUUAGACAAAAUAGAAUUAUGUAUGCUAUAAAAAGUUGUGUAACAAGUAAAAUUUUAAAUUAUAAAUAUUAUUAACAUUGGUUUUCAUUUAGUUUAUAUUCCAUGCAAAAGUGAUUUAUUAUGAUUAGCCAAAUUAUUUAUUAUAGAUUCAUAGUAUUGGCAAAAAUGUACACUUUUACACAUUGUGGCUAGGCUACAAGUAAAGAAGGAAAUAAAACUGUUCUCUUUGCAGCUAUACUUGUACAUGAGUGCCACUGGAGGAAUAAAUGGCAACCCAAAGUGAAAACCCAUAUGAGUGUUCACUUUGUAGCUAUUCUUGUACUAGAAAUAGUAACUUGAAGAAACAUAUAUUAACUCACACAUGUGUAAAACCUUAUACAUGUUCAAUGUGUAGAUAUGCUACUUCUAGAAACAGUGCCUUGAAGAAACACAUGUUAACUCACACAGGCGAAAAGCCUUGUAAGUGCCCCCUCUGUAACUAUGCCUGUACUUCAAAUAGUGAUUUGAAGACUCAUAUAUUAACUCACACAGGUGAGAAACCGUAUAAGUGCUCCGUGUGUAGUUAUGCUAGUUCUAGAAGUCAUACCCUGAAGAGCCAUAUGUUAACUCACACAGGAGAAAAACCGUAUAAGUGUUUCCUGUGCAGCUACGCUUCUGCACAAAAUUAUGACAUGAAGAAACAUAUAUUUAAACACACAGGUGAAAAACCUUUUACUUGUUCCCUGUGCAACUAUGCUUGUACUUAUAGUGGCUCAUUGAAGAGGCAUUUGUUAAAACACACAGGUGAAAAACCUUUUACUUGUCCCCUGUGCAGCUACGCUUCUGCACAAAAUUAUGACAUGAAGAAACAUAUAUUUAAACACACAGGUGAAAAACCUUUUACUUGUUCCCUGUGCAACUAUGCUUGUACUUAUAGUGGCUCAUUGAAGAGACAUUUGUUAAAACACACAGGUGAAAAACCUUUUACUUGUUCCCUGUGCAACUAUGCUUGUACUGAAAGUGGCGCAUUGAAGAGACAUUUGUUAAAACACACAGGUGAAAAACCUUUUACUUGUUCCCUGUGCAACUAUGCUUGUACUUAUAGUGGCUCAUUGAAGAGACAUUUGUUAAAACACACAGGUGAAAAACCUUUUACUUGUUCCCUGUGCAACUAUGCUUGUACUGAAAGUGGCUCAUUGAAGAGACAUUUGUUAAAACACACAAAUGAAAAAACUACGAGUAUGUAAAGGCCAUGUCACACUGCCGUGGCGUCGCGUCCGUCCAUCCAUAGUAUGAACGUCCGCGUAUGCCGCGACGGUCUCGAGUCCCGUCAAACUACCAGACACGCGUCCGCGGCCAACGCCACGUCUUUCUAGGAGUUGCUUAUGCAUUUCAACUACUUUGAAUUUGUUUAGUUAUACACUGAUAGUGGAAUGAAUAGUUUGUUAUAGGUCUACAAAAUUAAUUUAUUGUUCUGGAGCGUAUUCAUUAAUAAUUAUUAUUAUCAAAAUUAUAUUUUCAUUAUUACAUGCAAUACUAUUUCUAUUAUGAACUUAGUAAUUAGGG